This is a messenger RNA of Symbiodinium necroappetens, 1405 nucleotides long. Lineage: Eukaryota; Dinophyceae; Suessiales; Symbiodiniaceae. The record is from the annotation of a GenBank genome assembly.
GCUUGUUCUCUGGGUCCACUUGGUGAAUUUGGGCUGGGACUGCGCGGUUGCAGCAGCUCUGUCGCAUUGGUGUGAUGAUUUGAACAGUGCCAAGCAUAGGUAUCAGUUGACCUUCUGCCGGCGGACUUACCUGGACAAUGCUCCGGCUGGUGCUACACAGAUCGGGAUCCCGGCUGAGACCGACACAGGUGGCUUCACACACUUCCUGCUUUACGCCUCAUCAGCCUUGGCGGAGCAGUCGACACCUUCAUUCCUCCGUUUUGAUGACUUGCGAUCCAGAGUUGCGAGCCUAAGCUUCGUGGACUUGGAUCUCGACGCUGGUGAGCUGGGCGGCACGAUCAGUUGGACAGCUGUUUUUGACAAGCAUUUGAUCGCUUCGUACAACAUCUACCUGGCCACAAGCUACGAAGGUGAUGGCAGGGAGCUCCAGCUUACGUCCACAGAGCUCAGCAGUCUGCUUCCUCCAGAAACAUCUUUGAGGCACUUCACGCAUCUCGUGAUCUACGCUGCAUCAGAGCUGGCAGAGCAGACGACACCCGUCGCACUUCUACUUUCAGACGUGCAAGCUACCGUGGCCAAUGUGUCGUUGCCUGACUAUGAUCUGGACGAGCACGAAAUUGGUGGCAGUUUGGUGUGGGAUGAACCAAGCAACACUGAGCAGGUGACCCACUAUAUCGUCUACUUUGCAGAUUACAACUUGACCAACGGUUCUGACAUCCGUGCAUACUUCCAGAAUGUCUCUGUUGGCAAUGACAGCCUUACGGUCCAGCCUGACACUCCGUUGAUCAACUUUGCCAAUGUCGUUCCACGAACAACCCACGUUGCCAUCUAUACACUCUCCCCGCUGGUGGAACAGAGUACGCCGGCUACGCACGUCAUAGUGGAUGCGUUUGCCACGGUUUCCGGCACACUCUUUGUCGACAAGGACCUGGACGAAGAGGAAAUCGGCGGUCGAAUGGCAUGGCAGCUGCCUGCACAACUGGAGAAGGUGAUCCAGUACAAUGUCUACUUUGCAGAGGGUGCAGAUGGACUCAACAGGCACCUCACUAACUAUAACAUCAGCAUCGUGAUGAGCUCUGAUGGAGAUGCUGGCGCAUCAGGAGCUGAUGACGAGGGCUACCUUGACAUCCCGCCGGACACUGCCCUGCAGUCCUUCUCACACCUGCUGGUUUAUACUCGCUCGGUGCUUGUCGAGCAGAGCACACCCGACUCUUUCAUCAUCAGCGACACAGCAGCCACGGUCCAAAACAUCAGCUUUCCGGACGAAGACUUGGAUCUUGGGGACUUGGGCGGCGUCUUGGAGUGGGUCGAGCCAGAGGACGUGUCGCAGGUUACGCACUACAUGGUGUACCUGGCAGAGCUUUUUGGCGAUCCAGGCGUGAACAUCAACAUCAGCAACGGCAAG